UCUGUCCCUCAUCUCCAUGGUGCGGGGCCGCCUCCCGGCCGCAGCGACGAGGCCUCCCCUGCACCGGUUCCCUGCGGCUCCAUGGCAUCUCCCCGGACCGUCACCAUCAUCGCCCUCUCGGUGGCCUUGGGGCUCUUCUUUGUCUUUAUGGGGACCAUCAAACUCACCCCCCGGCUCAGCAGGGAUGCCUACAACGAGAUGAAACGAGCAUACAAAAGCUACGUGCGGGCCCUCCCCAUGCUGAAGAAGAUGGGAGUCAGCUCCAUCCUUCUCCGCAAGAGCAUCGGUGCCCUAGAAGUGGCGUGUGGCAUUGUCAUGACACUGGUGCCCGGUCGCCCCAAAGAUGUGGCCAACUUUCUCCUCCUCCUCCUCGUGCUGGCUGUGCUCUUUUUCCACCAGCUGGUGGGGGACCCGCUCAAGCGUUACGCCCAUGCCCUGGUUUUUGGGAUCCUGCUCACCUGUCGUCUGCUGAUCGCCCGCCAGCCUGAGGAGCAGCCGCCAGAAAAGAGGAUCCUGUCGGUAAACGGGGAUGAGCAGCCACUCCUCCAUGAAGCAGCUCCCGAGAAAGGGAAGAUGAAGGUAUCCUAGUUGAGUGCGUGUGAGAAAUACGGACCCUCGAGGCAGCUCUCUCCAAAAUCACCUGGAAAAUUUGUUUUUUUAUUUACCUAUUUAUAUUUUUUGUCUGUCUAAAUAAAGUUGCACUUGGGGUCUGAGAGACAC
This is a messenger RNA of Mesitornis unicolor (brown roatelo), 720 nucleotides long. It is a transcript of the gene TMEM35A, whose product is annotated as transmembrane protein 35. The record is from RefSeq and is a predicted model, not a curated record. The transcript is spliced from 2 exons. Gene Ontology annotation, biological process: chaperone-mediated protein complex assembly; positive regulation of protein localization to cell surface. Gene Ontology annotation, molecular function: acetylcholine receptor regulator activity. Gene Ontology annotation, cellular component: endoplasmic reticulum. NCBI's taxonomy places the organism in Eukaryota, Metazoa, Chordata, Aves, Mesitornithiformes, Mesitornithidae. The coding region runs from base 82 to 588 and encodes 168 amino acids.